AUGGCAUCCACUUCUCUGACUGCUAUAAUCACUGGCGGCGCCAGUGGCAUGGGCCUGGCGGUCGCUGAAGCGCUCUCAAAGAGAGGCAAUUGGAACGUCCAUCUCUUCGAUAUGAACGUCGAAAGCGGCAACAAGGCAGCUGAGCAACUUGGGGCUGCUUUCCAUCAAGUCAAUGUGACAGAAUACUCAUCUCUUGCCGGAGCUUUCAAGGAUGUUUUCAAAACUACGAGGAGACUGGACUUUGUGCAUGCGAAUGCCGGAAUAAUGGAGCGUGGAGACUUCUACAAGGCUUACGACACUGGAGAUGAGCCUCCUCCACCCUUUAGUCCGAUAGUCAUCGACAUCAACACCACCGCUGUCAUCAAUACUAGCUAUCUCGCGCAGCAUUACUUUCGUCAGACUUCUAAUGAUGGGAGGGGACCACGGAGUCUAGUGGUGACUGCGAGUUGCGGAGGGCUGUAUGCUGUUCCAGCAUCUCCUGUGUACGGCAGCUCGAAGUUUGCUGCGCUAGGAUGGACACGGAAUAUUGCUGGACCCAUGUGGGAGAAUGAUGGUGUUCGGGUGAACGCCAUCUGCCCUGGUGCCGUCCGUACCAAUCUGCUCGCGGCAGAUGCAUGGAAGAAUUUCCCGCAAGACAACUUUGUACCCAUGGAGAAGAUUGUGGAGGCCGUCCUGAUGCUAUUGGAUGGUGACGGGAAGCAGGCCAACGGUGCCUCAUCAGGCAAGCCGUUGGUAGGCCAGACGGUGGAGCUCUCGGGUACGAAGUAUUACUUCCGACAGCAGAGCGAGUACUGCGAUGAAGGUAUGGCUGCGACCAUGGGUUCGAAUGGUGUUCAAGGGUAG
Saxophila tyrrhenica is the source of this 843-nucleotide messenger RNA. RefSeq lists its product as uncharacterized. Gene Ontology annotation, cellular component: cytoplasm. The record is from RefSeq and is a predicted model, not a curated record. Bases 1 to 843 code for a protein of 280 amino acids. The transcript has 2 exons. Gene Ontology annotation, molecular function: oxidoreductase activity, acting on the CH-OH group of donors, NAD or NADP as acceptor. NCBI's taxonomy places the organism in Eukaryota, Fungi, Ascomycota, Dothideomycetes, Mycosphaerellales, Extremaceae.